This is a messenger RNA of Corythoichthys intestinalis (scribbled pipefish), 1211 nucleotides long. It is a transcript of the gene mtx2, whose product is annotated as metaxin 2. NCBI's taxonomy places the organism in Eukaryota, Metazoa, Chordata, Actinopteri, Syngnathiformes, Syngnathidae. Gene Ontology annotation, cellular component: cytoplasm; SAM complex. Bases 140 to 919 code for a protein of 259 amino acids. The transcript has 10 exons. Gene Ontology annotation, biological process: mitochondrion organization. The record is from RefSeq and is a predicted model, not a curated record.
UGUCGGACCAGGAAGUGUUACGGACCAGUUGGUGACGGCUAGACCUGUCCUUAAACUCAUAUGAAGCUUAGCUGACCUUACUGUUGUGUUAAAUACUUCAACAUAAGAAGUGUAUUAAAAGGGGGAAGUAACAGCAAACAUGUCUCUUGCAGCGGACGCCUUCGUGUCACAAAUGGCGGCCGCUGAGCCAUGGCCUGAGAGUGCAACUCUUUACCAACCGCUGAAGGAGGAUCAGAUUCUUCUGUCCGAGUGCGCCUCAUCCCUUGCAGUUCAGACCUACUUGCGAAUGUGUGGUCUGCCUGUGCAAGUGGUCUGUAAAGCCAAUGCUGAGUACAUGUCACCCUCGGGCAAGAUUCCCUUCAUUCAUGUGGGAAACCAGGUGGUGUCAGAACUAGGUCCAAUAGUGCAGUUCACCAAAGCCAAAGGUCACUCUCUGAGUGACGGCUUGGAUGACAUUCAGAGGGCCGAAAUGAAAGCGUACAUGGAGCUGGUCAACAACAUGUUGCUGACUGCUGAGUUGUACAUCCAGUGGUGUGACGACAGCACAGCUGCUGAGAUCACCCGUCCUAGGUAUAGCAGUCCCUACUCAUGGCCCCUCAGCACAAUGCUGGCCUACCAGAAGCAGUGGGAGGUGCGGCGGAAGAUGAACGCCAUUGGCUGGGGGGGUAAAAGCUUGGAGCAGGUAUAUGAGGACGUGAGUCAAUGCUGCCAGGCGCUCUCGCAGCGCCUCGGGACACAGCAGUUCUUCUUCAAUAAACAGCCGACGGAGCUGGACGCCCUGGUGUUCGGUCACCUGUUCACCAUUCUGACCACCCGGCUGACCAGCACUGAGCUGGCUGAGCGCGUGCGCAGCUAUGGGAACUUGUUGUCGUUUUGCAGGCGCAUCGAGCAGACCUACUUUGAGGACAGGACAUCUUGAGCCGGACGCCCCUGCCCGACCACAAUUGCGACGCUGAGAAACAGACUAUUCACACCCAUGCAUCGGAACUUCAUAGAAAUCGAGAACAAACUGCUGGUCCCCUCCCCCGCGGACAUAUUUAUUGUUAUACCAAUUAUUAGCACUUUUUGUUAAUCCAAAGUGACAAGUGUCUUACUUCGUUUGGACAACAAACAGCACAUGAAUAUAAUGAUUAAGUGUGUUACUAUGUUUUCUUUGUGAAUGCAAAGUGCUACAAAAAUAAAAGUGAUUGCAUUAACGAUGCAAAUCUGCA